Messenger RNA from Drosophila ananassae, 1771 nucleotides. RefSeq names its product galactose mutarotase. Lineage: Eukaryota; Metazoa; Arthropoda; Insecta; Diptera; Drosophilidae. The coding region runs from base 510 to 1643 and encodes 377 amino acids. The record is from RefSeq and is a predicted model, not a curated record. The transcript has 2 exons. Gene Ontology annotation, biological process: glucose metabolic process; beta-D-galactose catabolic process via UDP-galactose, Leloir pathway. Gene Ontology annotation, molecular function: aldose 1-epimerase activity; carbohydrate binding.
AAUAUGGGAAGCUAUUAAAUAAGAUAAGUUUCUUAGACAAACUAUAAUAACCAUAUAUGUUAAAUAUUAUUUAUUUGUUUUAGGGUAAAAUAAAGCAAGCUGUUAUCUAAACAAACUGUACAGUACGAAAUGAUUAGCCCAGUAAUCUUAUAUUUUUAAUAUUCCUAACAAGUUUGUCGCGCCCCCUGAGAAGGUGUUCAGUAUGUAAUGGGUGUUGUUGUCUGGUCUGAUUCAGCCUUGAUAACCUCUCCCCUUUCCGAUUGUGGGUGUAAACAAUUCCGAAGAUAGGGGGAAUCAGAAGCAAUCAGCUGGCGCUAGACAUUUAAUUGCCCGAUUUGACUUUGCCUGAGAAGCUCGCGACCCCAACGACUUUGGUGCUCCGUAAUCAGCUAAUAAUUUACUAGCAAAUAGAGGUAUUCCGGAUCAGUGACGCUCAGACACCCGGCAGUUUCUGUCAGGCGUUUUAAGGGGAAGGAACAUCUAACAUCAGCGAACCAGACACUUGCAAAAUGUCAAUCACCUUGGAGGAGGAGAUCUUCGGCUUAGCGGUUAAUCCGUUCACCAACCACCCCGAAAUGGUGCGCCGCUAUACUUUGAAGAAUAGUAAGGGCAUGUCCGUUUCGGUUAUCCAGCUGGGUGCCAUCAUUCAGAGUGUCAAGCUGCCGGAUGCCUAUGAGAAGGUGGACGACGUCUGUCUCGGCUUCAAUGACAUUGCCAGCUAUAUAGCCACCAAGGCGGCUUACAUCGGAGGAACCCUUGGACGUGUCGCCAAUCGAGUGGCCAAUGGAGAGUAUACAGUCAACGAAAACAAGAUCCAAGUGACUAAGAACAUACAGGACAAGUUUCAACUGCACGGUGGCUUUGUUGGGUUUGACAGUGUGAUCUGGGAAGUGGCGCAAAAGACUGUGGAUGGCGUCAUCUUCCGGCAUGUGUCCCCCCACGGGCACGAGGGCUAUCCGGGCAGACUAACGUGUUUCAUCACAUACCAGCUGGACAACGAGAACCGACUCUGGGUCCGCUUCGAGGCCACCACCGAUCGCAGCACUGUGGUGAAUAUCUCCAACCAUGCCUACUUUAAUCUGGCCGGACAUGGAGCCGGAGCGAAGGGUCUGUCGGAGCACACCGUGGAGAUAGCGGCAGAUAAGAUUGUGGACACCGAUGAGUCUCAGAUUCCCACCGGUAAGCUGCUGGAUGUCGAUGAUACCGUCUAUGAUCUGAGGUUGCCUGUGCUCAUCGGAGACCGUCUCAGGCAGUUCGAAAACAGACCCAUCCAGGGAUAUGACAACUGUUUCGUGGUCAAUGGUGGAGAACUGGUAAAGAGCGUCACCAAGGUAGCCAAGAUCGUCCAUCCGCCCAGUUGCCGUGUCCUGGAGGUCUGGACGAAUCAGCCGGGCAUGCAGUUUUACACUGCAAAUAAUCUGCCGGAUGAGAAAGCAGGCGCCACGCCGAUAAUUGGAAAGGAGUGCACCCAUUAUGUGCGCCAUGGGUCCUUCUGCGUCGAAACGGAAAAGUUCCCCGACUCCAUGAACCAUCCUGAGUUUCCCUCAAUCAACCUGGAGCCGGACCAGAAGUACUGCCACGAAGUUCUUUACUGGUUCAAGGUCGAAGAGUCCUGGAAGUGCUGCUGCAACAAUGCUCCCUGAUUUGUGAUUUUGUUCUCGCUCCAAAUUAAAGUACUAUAGUUCCAUUCCCCAAAAAAUAUAUUUUGUAGAACAUUUUUGGCUAUUCAAUGGUAUGCCACUAAAUAAAGCUGUAUAGAAUAAAAUAUAAA